UUAAAUUAAAUUUGUAAUCAUUGCUGUUUUUGUAAUUGCAGUUUGUAAUUGUAGUUUUAUUGAAUACGAUAUUCUGUCGGUUUGCAUCUAGUAUCAGGACAAGAAAAUAAGCUUUUUGUGUUUGUUUUAUUGGUGACGACAAUCUUGUAUUAAUCAUACGAUAACAAGCCGAACGACACCAGCAACUUGCUGAACUCAUCAGGCGUUGAAGAUAGAAAAAGCUACCCGGUUUUGUCAUCAGCAAUUCAAAAUGAACUUGAACUUUCUGCUCACGGAGAUUUCACUUCAACUGUUAGACAACAAAUUUUUUGACAUGCAUGGUCAGGAAACCGAUAAUAUGAAAGAUUUUUUCGCCGCUCAAAAUGCAUCCCUACAGAAAAAUGGCCAAAAACGAUUGAAAACGAGUGGCGAGCUGUUACCGCUGUUGGGAAUAGCCAGUUUCGACGAUCUGAAGAAUUGUAGUCAUUACGUGGAUAAUCAGUACCAAGGGUUUAUAGACAAUUUGCAGGCUCGCAUUGAAAUUAUGCCACAGGUUGAUGAAUCCACACCGACGUCGAGCAACAGGACGCACGCGCAAAUGCAAAGUGAGCUUUGUGAGGUUCGGAUAAAAACUCAGCGAGAGUACGCAAAAAUGGUGAGCCAUUCGAAAAAGAUGAUGGACAUUUAUCUGGAUACGUUACCCCAGGAAGCCGAUCGCGACUGGGAAUCGACGAAGUACAUAGAGGAGGAGCGAAGCCUGCUGGUGAAUGAGUUCAAUAGCUUACUGUACUUCUUGAAGCGAGUUUUGGCGGACGUGAAACGUCGUGAGCAAUGCGAGCAAGCUAUGGAAAUCAUUAAGGGAACCAAGGAAACGCUAAAGCAUCUGUAAUGAAGCAGGGUAAUCAUAGUGGAUGUCGCGCGUUCGUUUUAUUUGUAUCUCUAUGAAAAACGACUUCUGCUUCAAUGAAGUAAACGGUACAGAUUAUAAAAGUACUUGGUAAGGUCUGGUGUAUUAUAUAUAACCGAUUUAUUAUAUAAUCAUUCUUAUAUUUUUACGAAACAAGAUUUUUCCUGUUUCUUGCAUUUCUGUAAAUUGUAACAGCUUAUGCAUAGAAUAAAAAUGCGAUCUCAUAACAGUA
This is a messenger RNA of Topomyia yanbarensis, 1118 nucleotides long. RefSeq lists its product as uncharacterized. The transcript has 4 exons. The record is from RefSeq and is a predicted model, not a curated record. Lineage: Eukaryota; Metazoa; Arthropoda; Insecta; Diptera; Culicidae. Bases 251 to 868 code for a protein of 205 amino acids.